Molecule: messenger RNA, 858 nt
Organism: Dictyostelium purpureum
Lineage: Eukaryota; Evosea; Eumycetozoa; Dictyosteliales; Dictyosteliaceae
Exons: 1
Molecular function (GO): hydrolase activity
Source: RefSeq, a predicted model, not a curated record
CAGGAAGCAAGAGAAAAAAGAUUAAAAUCAACCGAAACCUAUGAUGAAUACCCAUGUACUAUCAAAAAAGAAACAUUCAAAUUAGGUGACGAGUUAGGUUCUGUUGAUGUGUUAUUUUUUUGUCCAAACGAAUUUGAUAAAAGACAAAGUUAUUCAGCUGUAUAUUAUAUUCAUGGUGGUGGUUGGUGUCUGGGUGGUGGGAAUCAUAAAUUACCCAGAGAAAUAUGCUUUAGAACAAAUUCUAUCGUUAUUUACCCAUUAUAUAGUUUAGCACCAGAAGCUAAAUUCCCAAUUGCAAUUGAAGAAUGUUAUGGUAUAUUAUGUAAAUUAGAAAAAGAGUCAUCAAUCUAUAAUAUAGACUUCAAUACUUUAGUUGUAGGCGGUGAUAGUGCAGGAGGUAAUAUAACUAUCGCUUUAUCUAUUUUGUGCAAACAAAGAAAUGGCCCAAAAUUCAAAAAACAAAUUUUAAUUAAUCCAGCCACUGACGUUGAUUUUAAUAGAAGCUCAUAUUUAAAAUAUGGUAUGGGUGGCUAUCCUCUAACUUUAGACAGUACUAUACACUUUUAUAAUCAAUACUUGGAUUUCGAAAAAGAUAGGGGAAAUAUACUGGCAUGCCCUCUAAAAGCAACAAAAGAACAACUAUCAGAUUUCCCUAAAACUUUAUUCAUCCUUCCAGAAUGUGACUCAUUAGCGGAUGAAGGUUUAGAAUUUUAUCAAAACUUAAAAAGUGUUGGUGUUCAAUGCUCUUGUUUUGUUUAUCUCGGAGCCACUCACAGCUUUUUAACUUAUAAACAACUUCAAAAUACAAAAUCCUCAAAAGAUGCAGUGGAGAAAUUUAUCGAUUUUAUUAAUAAAUAA